GGCGGGGUAACUGUCGUGCGCGCGCCUGACGGCUGGAUCGAAGCGGAGAGCGCAUGGACGCGCCGACUGGAGGGACCUGCAUCGCGACAUGACGAGAACCCCCCCGAAGCCCCCAGUGGCCGUGCGAAAACGGGAACGCGAUGUUCAUCUGUUGUACGGGUCUGCCUUUCGGGACCUGCCCAAGAUCGAGGCCCCCGAUCAGCACCACACGCCCCGCGCAUCGGCCGACUCCACCUUGAUCGCCCUCGCCCAGCUCGCUGCGACGCGCCUGCAAGCUGCACGCGCAUGCGUGACCUUGAUAGACGAAAACCACCAGCAUUUCUUAGCUGAAGCCACACCAACUCUUCCACUCCGCCCGAAGCCCGAGGAUGCCGCCGCGGCGCUGUGGCUGGGCAAUGUUAGCGUUCCGCGCUCGUGGGGCGUGUGUGAAGAGGUGCUGGAAAUGAGGACCGACGCCGCCCUGGUCAUCAACGACCUUUUGCAGGAUCAGCGAUAUGCCCAGAAAAGCUUCGUGCAAGAGGGUCCCAGAUGGCGCUUCUACGCAGGGGUUCCCUUGAUUAGUCCUCGCAACACCGUCGUAGGCGUGCUAUCACUCUGGAACCACGAACCUCGCUCCGAACCUGGCCUCUCUAAUAUAGAUGUUACGCUUCUCCAGGACUUUGCUGCAACCAUUACAAAGUAUCUGGACACGUACACUCUCAGAGACCAGUACCAGCGCGGCGAGCAGUUUACCCGCGGUUUGCUGUCUUUUGCCCAGGGAGCAUCUGCAUUGAAACCUUUCAAGGUCUUUUCAGAUGACGGCUCGAAUCGCUCUGGGUCCGCUGGGUCCGCUGGGACCGGGUCAGCUCACAGUGCCCAAGUCUCGUCCCUAGGUUCGCGGACUAUUCAGGCUUCAACCUCCAACGAGAGAUCCAUUGGCACGCUCCAAAAUUCCAUCCUACCUUUGCACUCCAAGGACAUGUUCUCCCGUGCUGCCAACGUCAUGAUGGCCUCCAGCAAUCUAGACGGUGUGUUGAUACUUGACGCAUCUGUUGCAGCGACUGGCCACCGUCAAUUCCCGGGAAGUAAUGAAGAGGAAGCGGGUUCGGGAGAAUCGUCGAAUUCCGCCUCUUCGAGUAGCGAUACUGGUAGCACCGUGAGCAGUCGCCACGAGAUGCACGAGGAAAAGUCGCCCAAAAAGUGCUCGGUCCUUGGCUAUGCAUUACGCGGGAGAUCUAACAAUGACGGAACCGAGUUUGGCACUUUGCUGGAACGAGACCUUGCGCGGUUGCUCAAAGAGUGGUCUACAGGGAAGAUCACAAAUUUCACCGCCACGGGUGCAUCUGUGUCGUCCACCGAUGACACAUCUUCGAAUGCCAGUGCUGGAGAAGAGGGCGCGUUAGAUCCGAAAAAGAAGGGCGGCCGAAGAUUCAGGAGUUCAGCUGCGGUCCAUGCCCUGCUUCCCAAUGCGAGGAGCGUUGCGUUUGUGCCAUUUUGGGACUACGAGCGCUCGAGAUGGUUUGCCGGGUGCCUAUGUUGGAGCAACAGCCCACAGCGCCUGCUGUCCUCGACUGUGGACCUCAAUUACUUCAAGAUAUUCAGCGACUCCAUUAUGCGAGAGCUGUCCAGGUUAGAUGCUCUUGCAUCACAUCAGCAAAAGACCACGUUCGUGGCGUCCAUCUCUCACGAACUGCGUUCCCCAUUACAUGGAAUCCUCGGUACCCUCGAAUUCAUCAAGGAUACGAAACUUGAUUCUUUCCAGAUCAGCAUGCUGAACUCUUUGCAUUCAUGCGGACAAACUCUUCUCGACACGAUUAAUCAAGUAAUGGACUACGCAAAGAGCAAUGAGGCUGGGAAGACCGUUUCUUCUCGAAGGCUUAAGAACUCUAAUACGAUACGUCUUUCUUCGAAACCACUAAAGACACGCAAAAUCAAGCAGCCGUCUUUCGAUUUGAGACUCGCCACUGAAGAAGUCGUUGAAGCUGUAUUUUCCGGCUCUCUAUACAUCCCCGUACUCGAUCCUAAUGAGAGCGUCACAACGCCACCAACCGAGCCCGAAUUCAAUCCUGUGCUGAACGAAGAGCUACCUACAUCAUCAAAUCGCAAGCAGUGUUACAUUGUACUGGACCUAGCCCAAGACGACGAUUGGGUUCGUUGCUUUCCCGUGGGUGCGUGGAAACGAAUUGUCAUGAAUCUCUUUGGAAACGCCAUCAAGUACACCGAGAGUGGUCAUAUCCAAGUAUCGUUAAGAAGCAGUGAAUCCAAAGACAGCGAUAAAGGAGAGGCCACGAGCACCAUCACCCUCACAAUCAAGGAUUCCGGCGCCGGCAUGUCCCCUUCGUUUCUGGCAAACAAGGCUUUCCAGCCGUUCUCACAGGAGAACUCACAUUCUUCGGGGGUGGGCUUGGGACUCAGUAUCGUCCGACAAAUCAUCGAGACGAGUGGAGGAAAAAUGGAGGUCAGCAGUGAGCCUUCUGUCGGCACUACAUUUAUCGUAAAACUUUCUCUCACGAAGCCAACUGACCCGCCGCCACCGCUUCCCAAAAUAACGGAAUACCUUCCUGCGGUGGCUCGUUUGGCGGGACGUCGCGUAUGCAUUCUGCAUAGGAAACACCAUUCUCCCAGCGAAACAUCAGACUCUUUUGGAAACAGCGUUGGCCUCGGACGGUUCACAGAUGCGUUGAAAAAUACUCUGGAAACGCAUUUCAAGAUGCAGGUCGUACAAACAGAAGACUGGUCUGGUCACGAAGCCGACAUUGUUAUAUGUCCGGAGCCCUCCUUUGAAUACCUCGACACCAUAAGGAGGUGGAGAGUCAAUAACGAACGCGCGCCAGUCACCGUGUUCGUUGCCAUGGACGCACUCGAAGCAGCUACCUUUAGGUCUGACGUCCGGGUUGACAACAAAGAAAGCGUGGUGGAGAUCAUGACUCAACCUUGUGGGCCUUAUAAAUUGGCUUACAUUCUCGGCCGGUGUCUUGAUCGCUUCGACGAUAUCAGUGAGAAUAUCCCAAGCAAUACUAAUUCACAAGAGCAAGUAUCAUUUCCCCAGCCGAAGUCGCUAGAGCCCCCUCUGCUUCGCCACGGAUCACCCGAACAGUUCGUAGAAUCACCACCUCCUCCAGACUUUGACAUCGACAACUUGAAGUCACGUGUUACCCAAAUAGUGUCGCACGUUCCAGAGAGCGCACCGGUGGUCUUGAAGAAUGUGCUACCCAUACGCUCCAAAUCCACAGAUCCGCAUGUGCUUGUUGUUGACGACAAUGUCAUUAAUCGCAGGCUCCUGGUGACCUUCCUCAAGAAGCAAAAGUACAGUUACUCCGAGGCUGAGAACGGCUUGACAGCAUUACAAAUGUAUCAGAAUCCCAAUACUCGCUACGAUUUCAUUCUAAUGGACAUGUCGAUGCCGGUGAUGGAUGGCAUGACAGCCACGCGAGCUAUUCGACAAUACGAACAAGCUUACAACGUAUCUCGAUGCUGUGUUGUCGCGCUGACGGGUCUUGCCUCCAACAGUGCGAGGUUGGAAGCCUGGAAUGCGGGCAUCGACCAGUACAUGACCAAGCCCGUCAACUUCAAGAAGCUUGCGGAAAUACUUAAUCAGGAGACGACCAGGAGAGCUAGUGCGGAAGAAGCGAAGCAGGUCACUUAGCGCAGUUUGUUUUUCCUAUGGCCGGAGUAACAGUUCAUUUAGAGGAGGGAAGCGCACAUUUGGGUUGCUACAGGAGGAACACGAGGCUGGGUCUCGGGAUGUGACGGAC
This is a messenger RNA of Paraphaeosphaeria sporulosa, 3734 nucleotides long. RefSeq lists its product as uncharacterized. The record is from RefSeq and is a predicted model, not a curated record. The transcript has 5 exons. Bases 89 to 3625 code for a protein of 1178 amino acids. Gene Ontology annotation, molecular function: protein binding; phosphorelay sensor kinase activity. NCBI's taxonomy places the organism in Eukaryota, Fungi, Ascomycota, Dothideomycetes, Pleosporales, Didymosphaeriaceae. Gene Ontology annotation, biological process: phosphorelay signal transduction system; phosphorylation.